Messenger RNA from Dendroctonus ponderosae (mountain pine beetle), 1222 nucleotides. RefSeq lists its product as uncharacterized. Gene Ontology annotation, biological process: positive regulation of voltage-gated potassium channel activity; sleep; regulation of synaptic transmission, cholinergic. The coding region runs from base 36 to 515 and encodes 159 amino acids. NCBI's taxonomy places the organism in Eukaryota, Metazoa, Arthropoda, Insecta, Coleoptera, Curculionidae. The transcript is spliced from 4 exons. The record is from RefSeq and is a predicted model, not a curated record.
GACUGUUGUAUAGGUGCUAAUUAGAGUGUGUAGCAAUGAAAAAGGUUGACAUAUUUUGCACAAUGCUGAUAGUUUUGCUCAAUUACUUUAAAUCUAGUAGAGCCAUAGACUGUUUCAAAUGCAUGUCCGAAAAUAAAAAUAACCCGAAAUGUGAAGAUCCCUUCCAUAAUAACUAUACGACAGAUAUUCUCCAAACUCCUUGCAUGGGAGGCAGAAAGGGCCGAAAUGGUGUUUUUCCCGCAACAGCUUGUAUUAAAAUCACAGGAAUAUUUGACGAUAAUAAAGAGACUAUAACUGUGAGGUCGUGCGCUUUGGACAGCGGCACUUUAACAACUGAUACCGAGCUGGUAAGAACAUCGCAUUGCGGGGGAUUUUUUUAUGAAAGCAGAUAUGUUAGAGGGUGUAUACAAAGCUGCAGUGACGCUGACGCAUGUAAUGCCUCUGAAAAAAUAUGUAUAAGGCUGUUAAAUUACUUGGCCUUGUUUCACACAUUUAUCAAAAUACUCUUUGGUUAGGCGAGUUGAAGGCAAUGCUUUAGACAGGAGUGAAUUCUAUGAAUUAUCCAGAAUUUGCGUACUGUUUAAUUCAGAAAUAUUUGCAAAAAUACAUUAUAUACCUGAUCAACAACUCAUGGCUGGAUUGAGUGCAUUAUACAAAUUGAUUUAUUGCAAUAACUAAGAAUAGAACUGUUUCCAGAAAAUUCCAUAUUUGUAAAAAUUCCGUGGACUUCCUGAAAAAAAUCGCUUACCUAGUCGCCUACAUAGUAGCUUAAAUAGCAGGUGGGACAAAACAAUUCAAAAAAAUUGAAAUAAACUUUCUGAAGAGCACUUAAUGUUACAUUCACUGAGCGAAACUCCUUUUUCAAUUCGCAAAAAAUGUUUUUAUUGCAAUUUAUGAACCUAUACAUACAUAUUAUUUUUUUCCAAUCCCAACAAGAUACUUUAGGUCGACAUGGCUUUGUCUAUGAGCAUUUCAUAAAUAAUAAAUUAAUCAAUGGCUUUUUUUUAGUCCAAUGGGAUAUUUGGAUUCUCAAGUCGGAAAUAUUGAACAAUACAUUUGCUACUUACAAGAUAAAAUAACAUUGAAAACGAUCAUUUGUCUGUUGUUGUCUGCUCAUCUGUAUAUGGUUGCUAAUUUGUACUAGAUUUAAAUAAGUAAGGUAAAAUACUAUUAUAUAUGUGUAUAAUUCCAAGAGAAGAAUUAAAACAGUCUUUAAAUUUAA